GCAUGCGCAGUGGGAUCCAUGUGAUUUGAGUGGAAUGUAUACUUACAUGGGGUUAACACGUGUGGAUUUCUGCACUAAAUUUUUAAAAAAUGGCAAAAACUAACGUUCCCAAAGGCAGAACACGACAAAGUAGACGUCUUAAUCCUGAUGUUGUGGAAGAGGAGGAAAAUACCUCUCCUGUAGAUCAAGCUAAAGAUGAGCCAGAAGAUGCCAAAACAGAGGUGGAAGACAAACCACAGAGUGAAGACAAACAAACUAAAAGUGCCUCUCCAGGUGUAAAAAAUAAAGAGGAUGACAAACCAAAGACACAAGGUAAAAAUGACUCUAUAGAUGACAAACCUAAGGAGGACAAACCCGAGCACGACAAACCCGAGGAGCACGACAAGCUGGAGCAGGACAAACCCGAGGAGGACAAACCCGAGGAGGACAAACCUGAGGAGGACAAACCCGAGGAGGAUAAACCCGAGGAGGACAAAGCCGUGGAGGACAAACCCGUGGAGGACAAACCCAUGCCUGCAAACGUAGAAGAGGCCCAAGCUCAAGUGACCCCUUCAAACGUCCAAGCAGACACAGAGGAGCCUUUAAAAGAAGAAGAACUUAAAGAUGAAGAGGAUGAUGAGGUGGAUGCUGUCAUUGAGGUGAAAGGCAGUGCACCAAGAGUGAGUGUGUCAUGGGAAAAGAGUGAGCAACGAGACCAAGAAAUGACAGAAGAAAUGACAGAAGAUCUGACCAAGAACGACAACACAGAGAUCAGUGAUGAAAAAGAAAAGGCCUCAACACCUGUGGUUUUGGGUGAAGAAUCUGAGGAGACUUCUACAGAGGAGAAAGAGGACAACGAUGAAGAGGGGGAGAACAAAGACAAAAACACAGAAGAGACUGAAGACAUACAAGACUCUGAAAUGGAAACUGCCACCAGUGAGAACAAUGAAUGUGUGUCCCCAAAAGCUGAAAAGGAACGAGUGAGCAGUGAAGGAGAGAGUGAGAAAGGCAAAAAAAGAACAGUAAAAGCAAAACGGAAAACCCAGCCCUCAGUUGACUCAUCCCCGUCGAAGAAACCUAAACUCAUAAAUGAUGGUUAUUGUGUUUAUAUUGGAAACCUGAACAAAUCAAAAUUCUAUGAAGAUAUCAAAAAUACACUGGCCAACUGCUUAAUGAAGCACAGUCUCCUGGUUCAAGACAUUCGACUGGACAAAGCCAAAAAACAUGCAUUUGUGGACCUGGCCUCAGAGAUGGACCUGAAUAAAGCGCUCACGUUAAAUGGAGAGAAAUUACUGGACCAACCCAUGAAAGUCGCCAAAGCUAAAGUCAAAGAGGCCAAGGUCAAAGUGAAGAAUCGACAGCAAAGCAAACAGACCAAAAACGAGCGUACCAUAUUUGUAGAAAACAUCCCAUUUUGUGCUACAAAAGAAGACGUGCUGAAGGUGUUUCCAAAGGCUACUGCUCUGAGGUUUCUUGGAGGAACGGAUGAUCCAAGCAAAGGUAUUGCUUUUGUGGAGUUUCAAAAUAAAGAGAAGGCUAAAGCAGCACUGAAGCUGAACGGAAAAGCCAAGAUCCAGAAGCGUGUCCUGAGAGUGAGUGCGGUCAAAGUUGAGCCUGGAGCCAAAAAAGCCAAAGCCAAAAGUGACUCCUCUAAAAACGCAAAGACUGCAGCUCCUCCUAGUGAUAUUUUGUAUGUGAGAAACCUGCCAGAAAACGUUCAGGAAAAUCAUCUGAAAAAGGUCUUCAAGAACGCUGUACACAUCAACAUUCCUCAGAGCGAUGGCAAACCCAAAGGUUAUGCGUUUGUGGAGUUUAAAUCGGUGGCACAGGCAGAGACGGCUUUAAAGUCGGCAGCAAAACGUAAACUCAUGAAACAACCGCUCAAAGUCACAUUUGGUCUUAAAUCAAGGAAGGACCUUUACUUAGGACCUAAGGAAAGAACAGUCCCAUCUAAAACGCUGAUAGUUCUGGGUUUGAGUGAAAGAACCAGCCAUAACACUCUGAUGGAGGCUUUUGAAGGGGCUCUGAGUUCUAAGAUCUUAAAGGACAAAGGCACAGGACGCACGAGGAGGUUUGGCUUUGUGGACUUUGAGAGCGUGGAGUCCUGCACAGUGGCCAAAGAGGCAGCGGACGACAUAGAGAUCGACGGCUGUAAAGUGACUGUGGCAUUCGCUCGCCCCAAAUCCUCAGAGUUGGAGAAUAGUGGUGAGAAAGGACAUAAAGGAGGGAAGGCGUCCACAAGAGUUAACAGACAAGCAAGUCAAUAAACGAUGUGUACAUGUAUCAAGAUGUAUAUAUUUAACCAUCAGAGGUGUGUAGAGUUACCAACAAUAGUAAACAAAUAAGAAUAACGUUACUUCAAAAUAAUAUUACUCAAGUGGAAGUACAAAUAGUGGUCCAAGGAAUUACUCACCUCAGACUGAAAAAGUAUUUGGGGAAACUACUACUCAAGUAAGAAUAACUUAAAGACUAACUGUCGGAAUGUAACAUCUGAUUUAUAAUUUAAAAUUUAAUUAAUUGAUAAGUAAUUUGAAGGACAAAACAUAAAAUAAAUAAAAUGAUGCACCAAAUCUAAUGUUUUGAAAUGAUAGACACAAAGAGAAACUAAAUCAUAUCUGAAGGAGCGGUGCAAGAAACACAAACGUUCAAAACAUUGAUAUUGUCGACAUAAAGUUUUUGUUACUUGUAGACUUACACACAGUGGGAAGAGGAAGCUUUACUGAAGUACUGUUGCUUCAUUAAAAUAUUACUCUAGUAGGCAGAUUUUUUUUUAAACCACAAUCAGCAUAUUCUCUGAGCUCUGACCAAUCAGAGCAGACGAUACUGUUAUGUGAGUGCAGAGAGGAGCAGAGAAAGCAGUGAGACUUUCAUGCUUUGGGUGCUGAAAGAUGCUGAAAGAUAUUUGAUAGCUAUGUUUUGUAUUGCGAUAAUGAUAUUAUUUUAAUAUACUUUUUGACAAAAUAUGUUCAGUUAAUUUAAAACAGAAAAUGCACAUCGUUAGUCAAACUGAGUCAAAAUAAACUUAAGAAAGACUAAACCAAGACUAACCCAAGUCUAAUGUAGAACUUGAUAAGGAAAAUCAUAAAUACAAUCUCCAAAUUGCAGCACAUUUCUAUAGAAUCAAGAACUUUGCGUUGUUGCAUCAGCCAAUAUCACUAUAUUGAUAUUUUCAGCCCUGCUCAGUAACUAGUAUGAUCUUAAAUGUAUUUACAAUUACAUGGCUAGAAUUUUACUCAAUUACAUGUACAGGUUUAAAAAUCUACUCAAAAAAGUACAAUUACCCAAAACAUCUUCUCAGUUAUAUUAAUAUGAGUAUUUGUAAUGAGUUCCUUUCCAUCCCUGGAUUUACUUAGUUUUUUGUUUGUCAGGGAAAUGAUGUGGAGCUGGUCAAUCAUUCCCGAAGAAAAAAAAACAGACUGCUAAUCUGAAAUGAGAUGAGACUAAACGUAUUUUUAUUGUGAAUGAUGUGAAUAUGUGUAAAGACAAUUAAUUGUUUUUGUUUGUUGUUGUUAAUUUGAUAUAAAUAAAAGUGACUUCAUUCAU
Periophthalmus magnuspinnatus is the source of this 3522-nucleotide messenger RNA. RefSeq names its product nucleolin-like. The record is from RefSeq and is a predicted model, not a curated record. Lineage: Eukaryota; Metazoa; Chordata; Actinopteri; Gobiiformes; Gobiidae. Bases 90 to 2246 code for a protein of 718 amino acids. Gene Ontology annotation, molecular function: mRNA binding. Gene Ontology annotation, cellular component: ribonucleoprotein complex; nucleus; cytoplasm. The transcript is spliced from 18 exons.